Dromaius novaehollandiae (emu) is the source of this 393-nucleotide messenger RNA. RefSeq names its product ring finger protein 212B (gene RNF212B). Gene Ontology annotation, biological process: reciprocal meiotic recombination; protein sumoylation; homologous chromosome pairing at meiosis. The record is from RefSeq and is a predicted model, not a curated record. Gene Ontology annotation, cellular component: synaptonemal complex. The coding region runs from base 31 to 393 and encodes 120 amino acids. NCBI's taxonomy places the organism in Eukaryota, Metazoa, Chordata, Aves, Casuariiformes, Dromaiidae. The transcript has 4 exons. Gene Ontology annotation, molecular function: SUMO transferase activity.
CCUCCUCCGCCAUUGCUGUCACCCGGCUCCAUGUCCGCCCCGGGCAUGGACUGGUUCCACUGCAACCGCUGCUUCUGCCAAGAGGGCGCCCGCUUCUCCGUCACCAGCUGCGGCCACAUCCUCUGCCGCCAGUGCGCAGGCACCGACAAGUGCCCCGUGUGCGGAGCCGCCUGCCGCCACCUCCCCGUCUCCGAGGAGAUGCAGCCACGGGAGCAGCUCUUCUUCCGGAGCCCCGCGGCCGUCGCCCUGAAGCACUUGGCCCAUGUCUCGCAGGCUUGGCGCUUCCAGCGCGCGCAGGCCGACCUGCUGCUGUCCCACCACCGCGCCGAGGCGCGCCGGGCCCAGGCCGCCCUGCGGGACGCCCGCCAGGCCCUGGCCGCCCGCCACAGGUGA